Molecule: messenger RNA, 683 nt
Organism: Setaria italica (foxtail millet)
Lineage: Eukaryota; Viridiplantae; Streptophyta; Magnoliopsida; Poales; Poaceae
Exons: 1
Coding region: 95-388 (97 amino acids)
Biological process (GO): negative regulation of cell population proliferation
Source: RefSeq, a predicted model, not a curated record
UCUGCGACCCCGAUUCAUCCUCAUCAUCAUCUUGUACUUUCUCUGGCCUGCGCCACAACUGUCGAGCUCUCCUCCUACUCCUGUUUCUCCGUCCAUGGAGCUGGCAGCCUCCACGUCCGCCUCCGUCUGCUCGGCGUACCACCAGCUCUCGGCGCCGGCGCCGGCGCCGGCGGCCGCCGACGGUGACGGUGACAGCGGGGCGCAGGCGGCGUCGACGCAGACGCAGCAUCUCGCGCGGCUGCCGCGGCGGAGGAAGCACGGCGGCGGAUGCGCGGGGCUCCGGCGGCGGUGCUACGCGGUGCUGAAGCAGCAGCGGACGCGGCUCUACAUCCUCCGGCGCUGCGUCACCAUGCUCCUGUGCUGGCACGAGCACGACCUCUCAGACUGAUCACCAUGGGCCGCCCGCUCCGUCCUGGCUGGUUUCCAUGUUCGAUUUGCAGUAGGAAGCAUAGAGAGGGAUCGAGUUUUCAUUUUCAUGCUGCCAGCCAAACUGUGAAAAUGAUCAGAUGCUGGUGGACUUUCGCUUUGAAUUUGGCGUGUAUUUGAGCACGAACGCAAACAGGGCAGAUCUCGAUUGUAACAAAUCCGUGUCAUAAAUCAGCCAACUGAAAACUCUGGCAUCGUCUGUUUGUAAAAGAAGGUGUUUAUCAGAUUCACAGUGGGCCUAGGUCAUCUUUAAGGCC